Molecule: messenger RNA, 1312 nt
Organism: Perca fluviatilis (European perch)
Lineage: Eukaryota; Metazoa; Chordata; Actinopteri; Perciformes; Percidae
Product: HEAT repeat-containing protein 1-like
Exons: 9
Coding region: 1-1296 (431 amino acids)
Biological process (GO): maturation of SSU-rRNA from tricistronic rRNA transcript (SSU-rRNA, 5.8S rRNA, LSU-rRNA); positive regulation of transcription by RNA polymerase I
Cellular component (GO): t-UTP complex; 90S preribosome; small-subunit processome
Molecular function (GO): snoRNA binding
Source: RefSeq, a predicted model, not a curated record
AUGUCGGAGUUGAACCGCCGGCUGCUUCCUCUAGUGCGCCUGCUGGAGAACAGCAUUAGCAUCAGCAUUAGCAUCAGCAUUAGCUUUAGCAUCAACAUCAGCAUCAGCGUUAGCAUCAGCAUCAACAUCAACAUCAGCUUUAGCAUCAGCAUCAACAUCAGCAUUAGCAUCAGCUUUAGCAUCAGCAUCAACAUCAGCAUUAGCAUCAGCUUUAGCAUCAGCAUUAGCAUCAACAUCAGCAUCAGCGUUAGCAUCAGCAUCAGCAUCAACAUCAACAUCAGCAUUAGCAUCAGCUUUAGCAUCAGCAUCAGCAUCAGCAUCAACAUCAGCAUUAGCAUCAGCUUUAGCAUCAGCAUCAACAUCAGCAUCAGCAUUAGCAUCAACAUCAGCAUCUACAUCAACAUCAACAUCAGCAUUAGCAUCAGCAUUAGCAUCAGCAUCUGCAUCAGCCUUAGCAUCAGCAUCAACAUCAACAUCAACAUCAGCAUUAGCAUCAGCAUUAGCAUCAGCAUUAGCAUCUGCAUCAGCGUUAGCAUCAGCAUCAACAUCAACAUCAUGCGCCCGGCUGGAUGUCUCGCCCCACCAUCAGGGCAAGCGGGCAGAAGCCUCUUCCAUCACUUCCUGUCUCUGUCCACAAGCAGCGGGAAAUACCAGAUAAUGGCCGACUCAGACACCUCUCUGCUCCUGAGUCUGAAACACCCCCAGCCGGCCGUUCGAGUCUCGGCCCUGGAGCACCUGAUGGGCGCCAUCUCCUCCGGACAGCAGCAGAGUUUGGACCAGACCUUCCUGAAGGACUCGGUCCUGGAGCGCCUGCGAGACGACUCGCUGGAGGUCGUGGCGGCCGCGCUCAGGGUCCUGGAGGUGCUGUUGGACGUGUUGGACCCCGAGGACGCCGUGGCGUGUUUACUGACCCUGCUGCACCGCGUGGACCUGUCAGCAGACGAGAGCUGGCUGCCGGUGCUGAAGGAGGUGGUGCGUUUGCUGUCCGACCCGCGGCUGGGAAAGGAGGACGCCGAUCUGCUGCAGAGAACGGGCUGGAGGCUGCUGCCCUUCCUGGCGAUCACCUCCGUCUCGCAGCUCCGCCUCGCCGCCUACAUCGCCAAAUCCUCCGUAGUCGCCCAGCACCCGCUCACCCAGAACUGGGCUCAAGAGCUGGACGAGGUGAUGGAGAAGCGCUCUGAUCCCGACUUCGUAGGUCUGGCCAACGAGCGUCUCGUCUCCACGGUGACCAAGAACCUGACCAGCAUGGAGCACUUCUCCAGGCGGGACGCGCUGGAGAAGCUGUGUGUGUGUUAACAUUGUGUUGUGUUGU